Molecule: messenger RNA, 1787 nt
Organism: Vitis vinifera (wine grape)
Lineage: Eukaryota; Viridiplantae; Streptophyta; Magnoliopsida; Vitales; Vitaceae
Product: myb-related protein 306
Exons: 4
Coding region: 611-1594 (327 amino acids)
Biological process (GO): response to auxin
Source: RefSeq, a predicted model, not a curated record
UUUAGCUGGGAUGAUACUGAUUUUGGAUGAAGAAGUAAUCAAACAUUAAGUCAAGAAUUGGCCACCGCUGGCUGGCCAAGGAAGAAGGGGUCAUACAAGUGGGCCUAUGUGCCUGCUGCUGACUGAUUCAACUGCCAAUAAUCUAUUAAUUAUCCAAGCAUUUUCAAAGAUAGGGUUAGUGCUUAUUGAUACGGGUUUUCAAUGUUGAACCCAGAACCAGGAGAAAGCUGUACACUGUCUGUAGUGGGUGUUUACAGAUUGAAAAGUCCCAUGGGAAACUUAACAGCAAGCAAUAAAUUCUUGGAAAGCAACUGCAUUGAGAGUUGGGAGGGAGUUACCAAAGGCUUAGUUUUGAUGGGUUUUUUGUUUUUACUGGGUUUGAUGGCAUGUGGGGAUUAGAGGUAUCAACCAGAUUAGGGUUUUCCCAGUGGACGCUCAUUGAAUGCCCACGCGGUUUUGCGAGGCAGAAGAGAUCAGGCAACGUUGGGCUUAGAAGCUUUGUCUUGGCUUUUAGAAGAAGAAAAGGAGGAGGGUAAAGGAGAGAGGGAGAAGCCCAUUUUGUGUAGAGCCCUCAAAGAAAUUAAGAAGACUGGUAGGAGAAGCAGGUGACAUGGGAAGACCACCUUGCUGUGAUAAAAUCGGUGUGAAGAAAGGACCAUGGACACCUGAAGAAGAUAUCAUACUAGUCUCUUAUAUCCAGGAACAUGGUCCGGGGAAUUGGAGGGCUGUUCCUACUAAUACAGGAUUGCUUAGAUGCAGUAAGAGUUGCAGGCUUAGAUGGACUAACUACCUCCGGCCUGGAAUCAAAAGAGGUAACUUUACCGACCAUGAGGAGAGGAUGAUCAUUCACCUUCAAGCUCUUUUGGGCAACAGAUGGGCUGCCAUAGCUUCUUAUCUUCCUCAGAGAACAGACAAUGACAUCAAGAACUAUUGGAAUACCCAUUUGAAGAAAAAGCUGAAAAAGCUUCAAACAGGCUCAUCCUCAGAUGGUCACUCUAGAGAUGUGUCCCUAGCAUCACAGUCAAUCUCAAGAGGCCAGUGGGAGAGAAGGCUUCAAACUGAUAUCCACAUGGCUAAGCAAGCUCUUCAUGAGGCCUUGUCUCUGGAGAAGCCACACAGUUCCUCUGAUCAAUUGAACCCCACUAAUGGCUAUCAGACUUGCACAAGACCUGGUCAAGCAUCUUCCUAUGCAUCCAGUACUGAGAACAUUGCUCGGUUGCUAGAAGGGUGGAUGAGAAAUUCGCCCAAGCAAGCUAGAGCAAGCUCAGCUACCACUCAAAAUUCAUUCAUCAACACUGCUGGGACCGAUUCCACCUCUAGUGAAGGGACCCCAAGUGCAGCAAACAACGAAGACAUUGAAUUAACUGAAGCAUAUGAAAUGCUCUUUGGAUUCGACUCCUUGGACUCUUCCAAUUCUGAAAUUUCCCAAUCUAAAUCCCCUGAGGCAAGCUUUUUCCAGGAAGAAAGCAAGCCGGAUCUCAGCGACCAAGUGCCAUUGUCAUUCCUUGAGAAGUGGCUAUUUGAAGAAGGCGGUGCUCAAGGAAAAGAAGACCUUACUGAUAUCUCAUUAGAUGAAAGUCCUGAUUUUUUCUGAAGGGGGUUCUUUUGGGGUUCUUUAUCACCAGAAUCCUUGUGUCUCUUCUAUGUUCUAGGCCUAAAACUCACUCUGGCCUGCACGGGAAGAGAUCAGUACUAUCAGUACUAGUCCUUUAGUGCUAGAACAGAAGUGUAUAUCUCACAUUUUUGUGUUAUAUGAAUUGACUAAGAAUAAAUUCAUUUUGCUUUGA